CGGAAAUGGAGGAGAGAUCGUCCUCCCUUGGAUCCUGCGAGUUGACUGAUGAGCGCAACACCGCGACCAACUCUGACGAUUGCCAGAAGCCCCUUUUGCUCACGUUCCUGGAUGUGGAGAACGAGCCUGAGGGGGGAGAGUUAGGGAUCGAGGAGGAAGGACAGGAGGACGACGGUGGGUACGAAGUGCCCCAGAUUCAGGAAGCCCCGGAGCCCUCCCCACCCUUCAAGUUCCUCGAGUACAGUGAAUCCGUCCUGUUCCGCAAGGACAGUGAGUCCUUCCAGCCCCCAAGGGCUAGCCAGCCUGUUCAGCCGCCGCCGGUCCGCAGGGAUGAAAAAGAAGACUUGCCUCCCAACGCAGUGCUUACGACCUCUCCAUCUUUGUUGGCCGGCUACUUCCCACGGCUCCGGCUGGGUUCCUUGAGCGGUAGGUCCCCCCUACCCCCCGCGGAAAUCCAUCCAUCUAGAACUUAGCAAGGUCCGUGUUUAAAGACAGUGACCCUUGUGCCGUCUACCCGCCCCUCUUUGCACUGCGAGGACUCCAGUGGGAAGUGGACACCCUGAUCGUGACGGACCCGCAUCACCAUUUCCGGGACGGGAACCUAGGCCAGCGCUCUAGCCCGGAAGCCCUUCUUAAUCCUUCGAGAUUUAGUACGCCGUUGAAUCCUGCUGGGUCACACCUCGACUGUUCCUCACUAUUUUCGCUCGAGACUUUUGUUGUUGUUGUUUUGUAUAAUUCCUCUUACUCUUCAACUAAAGACAGAUCCUCGAA
Messenger RNA from Psammomys obesus (fat sand rat), 771 nucleotides. Its product is annotated as testicular haploid expressed gene protein-like. Lineage: Eukaryota; Metazoa; Chordata; Mammalia; Rodentia; Muridae. The transcript has a single exon. Bases 6 to 473 code for a protein of 155 amino acids. The record is from RefSeq and is a predicted model, not a curated record.